CAUAUAUGUUCAUGUCUAGAGGGAAACACCGCACCAUUUGAGUCAUCCAGGACCAGUGACCAGAGGCAGAGGGCUCAGCAAAGUGGGAGUGGGCCACCUUCCUGCCCACGGCAGGGCCAGGGCUCCAGGAUGACGGAGAAGUCAGAGGACCUAAAGAACUCCAUGCCCACAGAGAGGAAGCUCGUGUGGAGGACGGCCGAGGAGAGGCGGAUGUCAGACCUGACUCGAGUGUUGGAGUGGCUGGAACGGAGGCAGGGGAAGAAGAAGCAAGCUCUCCAGAAGAACAAACCCAAGGAGGUGAUAGGCUUGGCAGAACCUGCGAAGGAACAAAAGAAAACCAAAAGUGCCCUAAAACAUCAGGGAGCCCGCCGCAAGAGCCAAGGGAACCAACAGGUGGCGUUCUCUGAGCAGAUCUCCUCCCAGGCCUCAGGGCAAAACUCCUCCAGGGAGGACGAAACCUCUGCCCUGUACCGAAGGCUCUACAGAGUGGAAGCAAAGGGAAAACGCCUCAGCAGCCUGACCCCGAGCACCAACUCCAAGGACACACCCAGGAAAUCCGACUUAGACAUCAAAGAUGCGGUCGCUCAAGAGUCCACUCAGCGCCCAGUGCCAUACCGUCGACAAAGCGUCGUCGAACCCGUAUUACAGGACACUGCCUUUGCCCAGCGGAAGUCAACUGUCUUGAGAGAGUGGGGGAGCAGGAUGCCUGAUGCCUCUUAUGAGCGUAAGCUGAAAAGCCUCAUGGACAAGGGCACAGAGCCCAAGAUGGAGAUGAUGAAGAUGUUGAAGCCGGAAGAGGUGCUGAGCUGCCGAUACCUGAGGUUAUCCAAGAAUAACAUUCGAACCUUGCUCAAGCUGUGCAAGGAUGCGGGAAUGAACGUGGACAUCCACCCCCACAUGAUCGAAGGAGAGAUAGACGCUAAAAAGGUGUUCAACCAAAACAUCAGUGUAGCCCUCUAAAGAGCCCCUCUCCCUGGCAGACUCGAGCUCCCCCUGCUGUUGGGUCCUCAACCGCCAGAUGCCACCCUCUGGUACACCGCACCUGGCCCUUCAGACCUGGGGCACCCCCUUUAGACAGUAGCAAUUAGGAAACAAGGAUAGACUGCUUG
Molecule: messenger RNA, 1109 nt
Organism: Capra hircus (goat)
Lineage: Eukaryota; Metazoa; Chordata; Mammalia; Artiodactyla; Bovidae
Gene: C18H16orf78
Product: chromosome 18 C16orf78 homolog
Exons: 6
Coding region: 130-960 (276 amino acids)
Source: RefSeq, a predicted model, not a curated record